CACGCUGUGACCGGCUGCUGAGCUCCGUGAAUGCUGGGAGAAAGAAAACAUGGCGGCGGGGCCCAGCCGGACGGAAAUUCAGACCCUUUUUAAGCGUCUGCGAGCUGUGCCAGCCAAUAAGUCCUGUUUCGACUGCGGGGCAAAGAACCCGAGCUGGGCCAGUAUCACCUACGGGGUGUUUCUUUGCAUCGACUGUUCCGGAACCCACCGCUCGCUGGGCGUUCAUGUCAGCUUCAUCCGAUCUACAGAGCUUGACUCCAACUGGAGCUGGUUUCAGUUGAGGUGUAUGCAAGUGGGUAGCAAUGCCAAUGCGACAGCUUUUUUCUGCCAGCAUGGCUGUACCACCUCAGAUGCCCCUGCCAAGUAUAAUAGCCGUGCUGCUCACAUGUACCGAGAAAAGAUCCAGCAGCUGGCAAGUGCUGCUAUGGCCAAAUAUGGAAAUGAUCUCCUGAUUGAUGGCCUGAGUGGGAUUCCUGGCCACUCUCUGGAGAGGAAUGAUGCUGAUUUCUUCUUGGAGCAUACACAGGCUUGUAGUGACUGGGAUGUGGCUAAGAUGGAGCAGAGCACAGUAGAGUCCACAUCAGAAUUGGAGAAACCAGCAAAGCCAUCUGAAAAUAAUGGGGUUCCACAGGCUGACCAAGGUCCAUCCAUUGAGUUAUUGAGCACCUCUCCCAAAGGCUCCCUUGACGCUUCCAUGUGUCUGUCUCCACAAGGGGCAGCUCCGGCCAGAGAAAUAAAGCCUUCCCUUAUUGGAAAGAAGAAGGCAGGUGGAACAAAAAAGGGGCUGGGAGCCAAAAAAGGUCUUGGAGCUCAAAAAGUGAGCAGUCAGAGUUUUACAGAAGUUGAACGGCAAGCCCAGAUGGCAGAAAAGCUGAAAGAACAACAAGCAGCUGAGUACAGAAAGCAAGCAGAGGAAUCUGUCGUGGCCUCAAUGAGAUUGGCCUAUCAAGAGCUUCAAAUUGACCGGAAGAAGGAGGAAAAGAAACUUCAAAAUUUAGAAGGGAAGAAGCGUGAACAGGCUGAAAGACUAGGCAUGGGCUUGGUGUCCAGAAGUUCCAUUUCGCAUUCCGUCCUGUCUGAGAUGCAAGUAAUAGAACAAGAAACACCAGCGAGUGUAAAGUCCUCUAGGUCUCAGCUGGGCCUCUUUGAAGAUACUGGAAGCUUCACAUCUGGACCACCCAAGUACAAAGAUAAUCCAUUCUCACUAGGGGACGGUUUUGGUUCACAAUGGGAAACAGAAAUGCCUUCCUGGGGACUUGACAAAAGAGAAGAGGAGACAGACAUCACAGUGUCAAGCAUCCGACCCAUUGGUGACAGACCGACCAGCAGAAGAGAAACGGAGAGCAAGGUAUCAGAGUCUAACGAAGCUCGACAGAAGUUUGCAGGUGCCAAAGCCAUCUCAUCUGACAUGUUCUUUGGGCGAGAAGUUGAUGCUGAGUAUGAGGCCAGAUCCCGACUUCAGCAGCUCUCAGGAAGCAAUGCCAUUAGUUCAGUGGAUCUUUUUGGAGAAUCUGAAACAGCAAAUUUGGGUGGUGUAUCCAUUGGAAAUGUACUACCGGCAGCUGACAUUGCUCAGUUCAAGCAGGGAGUAAAGUCGGUUGCUGGCAAGAUGGCUGUCCUGGCCAACGGUGUGAUGAACUCGCUGCAGGACCGCUAUGGUUCAUAUUGAUGAUCUAGAAGACUAUACCUCUUGGCCAUCGGGUGUAACACCACUUGAACUUGGAAACUUGGAAAUACCACAUGAGAAGUCUACAGGAUAAUUUUUAAACUGAGCAGAGCUGAGGUCUGCUUGAGAAUAGAAGAAAUGGACAUGCUUGUCCUAUACUCGAAAGUUUUCUGGACAAUUGUUUUGUAUUAGAAAACAAAUAUUUUGUCAAAACCCAGCCUUCAAUGAUUGAAGUAUGGGCCUUUCCAGAGAACACCCCUCUGCUGCUAUGGAUUGAGAUAGGGUGCAGAUGUCAUUGUGGUGCUGCUCUUUAUAUUUCUCUUUGUCUCCCUGACUGCUAUUGGUGGACUUAGUAUUGUGGAAGCAGGAAAGUAGUGUGUAAUAUUUCUCAUGCUUCUGCAUGAAUUCAGAGGCAAAUUAUAGUACUUGUUGCAUUGGUGGAGACUCUAGAACCUAUGCUCCAGAAUAGAGUGAAAUUCCUUCCUCUGUCCAUGGUAAUCUUACUGCCUUAAGGAACCAGUGUGAUGCACCAUUUUAGAAUAGUGGCUUAAAAGCACAAACAUACAGCAUGCAGUGAAAGGUCAGAACUCUUGGCCUUAGUUAAGAUUCUUUUAUUUUGCAAAUAUGACUGAUGAUAAGUUUGUGCAGGAGAUAGGAGAUCUUCAGUGAUAAGCAAGGAAAGGUUAUCAAACCUUUCCUAUAAUCAGUUGGUUGUCCAUUGAGUGCUGUCUUUUAUUUCAUGUGCUAAAAGAAAUUGGAGCUGAAAUGAAUGUUUACUAUAUUCACUCCAUUUACUGUGUCCCAUUGUUGUUGCAUAACCAUUGCUACUACUGCCUUCCUU
Molecule: messenger RNA, 2507 nt
Organism: Pseudonaja textilis
Lineage: Eukaryota; Metazoa; Chordata; Lepidosauria; Squamata; Elapidae
Gene: ARFGAP2
Product: ARF GTPase activating protein 2
Biological process (GO): COPI coating of Golgi vesicle
Molecular function (GO): GTPase activator activity
Source: RefSeq, a predicted model, not a curated record